This is a messenger RNA of Nicotiana attenuata, 2527 nucleotides long. RefSeq lists its product as uncharacterized. Lineage: Eukaryota; Viridiplantae; Streptophyta; Magnoliopsida; Solanales; Solanaceae. The record is from RefSeq and is a predicted model, not a curated record. The coding region runs from base 184 to 2388 and encodes 734 amino acids. The transcript is spliced from 11 exons.
AAAGCUCGUCACAGGACAAAUACUGAUUUCGCGAUUGGCGCGUCCUUGCCUUUCCUAUUCCCUAAUCCCUAUAAUAAAGUCCGUUACCAAUUAGAACCAUAUCUAUCCGCCGGCGGCAACCGCCGGCGAUCGAUCUGAAGUCUGAAGUUGGAAAAAGGAGAGAAGUGAAGGCAAAACAGGAAGAUGGAGAAUGAGAAUGCACUGGGAUUGGGGAAAAGUAACAAGCAGAAGAGCAAUGGAAACGAGAUUAAGAGUAUGUUAGCGUUGAAAUCCAUAUUCUUUUUCAGCGGAAAAAUGCGUGACGGUGACAAUGAAGGUGUUGAUGAUGUAGCCACCACUCCGCCUUAUCAGCCUUUACCUUUUCUCUCUCCACUCGCAAACUCUGUUGUCUCUCGUUGUUGCAAGAUUUUGCAGUUACAUAUUGAAGAGUUGCAACAUCAGUUUGAUUCAGAUCUUCCUGAUGAUGUUAAGCAACCUUUACUGAUAUAUGCGAGGAACUUUCUGGAAUUUUGCUCCUUCCAAGCUCUUCAAGUGGCAACCACCCAGCCUGAUUAUCUGAGCGAUAAGGACUUCCGCCGCUUGAUGUUCGACAUGAUGCUAGCAUGGGAGGCUCCUGGUGUUGGAAAUCAAGAAAUUGCUGCUUCUGAUGAGAGGGAAGUGGAGGAUGAAGAUAGCUGGUCAUUGUUUUAUUCGGAUUCUACAAAUAUGGCUGUUCAGGUUGAUGAUAAAAAGACGGUUGGUGCAGAUUCAUUUUCACGAAUAGCUCCUGCUUGUGCUAUUGUUGCAGACAUUAUAACAGUUCACAAUCUUUUCGAUGUCCUAGCAAGUUCUUCAGAUGUCUUGUUUCCAGCAACAACAAUUAGGGAGAGGGGGGAGUUUCUCACUCUAGCAAAGGUGAUAAAGGCAGUUCAGAAUCUCAGCGGACCUCAAAUGAUGUCCAACCUUUCUCUUGCAGAGGAAGAGAUAAUUCUAGAGGUAGAUGGUACGGUACCCACACAACCAGUUUUGAAACAUAUGGGAAUAUCUGCAUGGCCUGGAAGGUUGACAUUAACCAACUAUGCUCUCUACUUUGAGUCUGGAAUGGGCUUAUAUGAUAAAGCAGUGCGAUUUGAUCUAGCGUCCGACUUGAAACAGAUCAUUAAGCCUGAGCUAACUGGACCUUUAGGUGCUCGCCUCUUUGACAAAGCUGUUAUGUACAAGUCGUCAUCUAUGGUAGAUCCUGCAUAUUUUGAAUUUCCGGAAUUUAAAGGAAGUUCAAGACGGGACUAUUGGUUGGAUAUCUGUCUUGAAAUCCUCCAUGCUCACAAAUUUACUCGGAAGUAUAAUAUCAAAGAGGGGCAGCAGUUUGAAGCACUCGCUAGGGCUGUUCUUGGAAUUUACCGAUACAGGGCAGUAAGAGAGGCUUUUAAGGUAUCUUCUUCCAACUAUAAAACCCUACUGUGUUUUAACUUGGCAGAAAGUCUUCCUAGAGGAGAUGCAAUCUUGGAAACUUUAUCAAGCCGCUUGACACUCAUGAAAUCUGCCGGCAAUCAUUGUGGAUUAUUGGGUUCUCCUAGUGCAAGGAGACAGGUGAUACACCCAGUAUCACGGGUGUCACUUUGUAGACUUGGUAUUAUCUCAUGCAAGGAGGUUGACAUAAUUGGAGAAGCAACAAAUUUGGUUGGAGAUGUCUGUGUUGGUGAGGUAAAUCCUCUGGAAAAUGCUGUCAAGCAGUCAAUGAAGAACAUUGGAAGGGCUGAAGCUGCACAGGCAACAGUUGACCAAGUCAAAGUUGAAGGAAUUGAUACUAAUUUAGCUGUAAUGAAGGAGCUGCUUUUCCCUCUCUUCGAAUCAAUUAACCACCUUCAACAAUUAGCUUCGUGGAAGAAUCCAUGGAAGUCAAUAUUAUUUAUGGUGCUUAUAAGCUAUGCUAUAAUCAGGGGAUGGAUAAAGUACUCAUUGCCGGCGCUGUUAGUUGUGCUUGCUGUUAUCAUGCUCUGGCAUAGGAAUGUCGGAAAAGGGAGGCCAUUAGAACCACUAAAAAUCAUAGCUCCUCCUCCAAAAAAUGCUGUUGAGCAGCUUUUGUUAUUGCAAGAAGCUAUUAGUCAAUUCGAGGCAUUAAUCCAAAGUGGCAACAUUAUUCUACUGAAAGUACGAGCUCUCAUUUUUGCUGUCCUUCCUCAGGCAACCGACAGGACAGCUCUUCUACUGGUGAUCAUGGCCUUGGCUUUUGCUUUUGUGCCGCUUAAACAUUUGAUUCUUUUUGCUUUCUUGGAGUCUUUCACAACGAACAUGCCUCUGAGAAAAAUUAGCAGCGAAAGAGGUCUCCGACGGAUUAGAGAGUGGUGGAUCAGGAUACCAGCAGCCCCUGUGCAGCUUAUGAAACCUGAUGAUAAGAAGACAAGAUGACUAAAAUGAUUCAUCACAAUUAUCUUUAUAAACAAAUACUAUAAUUUUAAACUAACCAUGAAAGCUAGGAGUUUCGAUUGAUGGCAUACAUUCAUUUAAAGACAUUUUGAAUUCGUAAAAGAGUUUCCCAUUUUCACUA